GUGUUGUUGUGGUCGUUGGUUGUCUGAAUGUGGAGCGGUGAAGGGAGAGCGAGGUGCGAGGUAGGUCGCAAUAAGAAAGGAGGAAAAGAAAGAACGUUUGCAUCCCAAGACAGAGAGAUGUCGGAGAGAAUCGCCUCCUGCGGGAGCCUGUACGAUAGCACGUCUCUCUUGCUUCAGUACUGCAACGAUGAGACGGCGUCGGCGGCCAGUGGGAUGGAGCUUGAGGACCGCGUGUCCCACAUGGAGCAGAGGCUGAUGCUGCAGGAGGAUGAGAUCCAGCUGCUGAAGUCCGCCCUGGCCGACGCCCUGCGCAGGCUGGGCCUCUGUGAGGACCGGGCCCCGCCCCCCGCAGGCCCCCACAGGCCCCCCACGCCCGCCCCGCCUACCAAGGUCCGUCAGCUCCUGCAGGCUUUACCCUCCAAGCCCCUGAGUAACGGCUACAUGCCGCAGAAACGCUACCCCUCCUCCCCCUCCUCCCCCAAGAAGGAAGUGCUGCUGUCCAUCAAGAGGAAAAGCAUGUCUACAGAGCGUCUGACGAUGGUGAAGAGAGACUCCAGGAGCAGAACCACCUCCUCCAGCUCCUCCACCUGUGGCAAGAGCAGCAAGUCUAAGGAAUGCUCCCUCAAUGCAGAGGACGGCUAUGUGCGGAUGUUCCUGAGAGGCCGGCCGGUCACCAUGCACAUGCCCGACCAGCUGAGGGACACUUACACUCUGGACCACAAGGGGGCGCUGCCUGACCGCAAGCUCAAACUUCAGUGGGUGUACGGCUACCGGGGCCGUGACUGCCGCUCCAACCUGUACCUGCUGCCAACGGGGGAGAUUGUGUACUUCCACGCCUCCGUGGUGGUGCUGUACAACACGGAGGAGCAGCAGCAGAGGCACUACAUCGGACAUGACGACGACGUGAAGUGCUUGAGUGUCCAUCCUGAUAUGGUCACCAUAGCAACUGGACAAGUGGCAGGAAACUCCAAAGAUGGCAAGCUGUUGGCUCCCCAUGUGCGUGUGUGGGACUCGGUCAGUCUCAACACCCUGCAUGUCAUUGGGAUGGGCGUGUUCGACCGGGCAGUCACUUGCGUUGCCUUCUCCAAGUCUAACGGCGGUGCUCACCUCUGUGCCGUGGACGAUGCCAACGACCACAUCCUGUCUGUGUGGAACUGGCAGAAGGAGAAGCAGCUGGCCGACGUCAAGUGCUCCAAUGACUCUGUUCUGGGCGCCUCCUUCCAUCCUAUGGACGCCAAUCUGAUUGUCACCUGUGGGAAGAACCACCUCAACUUCUGGACCAUGGAGGGCGGCACUCUGACCAAGAGGCAGGGCCUGUUUGAGAAACAUGAGAAGCCCAAGUAUGUGCUGUGUGUGGCCUUCGCUGAGAACGGAGACGCCAUCACAGGAGACUCCAGUGGAAAUAUCUUUGUCUGGGCCAAAGGCGGCAACCGCAUCAGCCAGGUUAUGGGCGGGGCCCACGAGGGCGGGGCCUUCUCCGUGUGCGUCCUGAAGGACGGGACGAUGGUGUCGGGCGGAGGGAAGGACAGACGCAUCGUCCUCUGGGAUCAUGACUACCACAAGCAGGCAGAGAUGGAGGUGGGGGAGGCGUUCGGGCCGGUGCGCGUGCUGACGGAGGGGAAGCAGGGAGAGCUGUUCGUGGGAACGACUAAGAACGCCAUCCUGAAGGCUGCUUUCCCCUCCACCCUUGACCCCAUCGUACAGGGUCACACAGAUGAGCUGUGGGGAGUGGAUGUGCACCCCUCCAUGGAGCAGUUUGUCACCUGCGGACAGGACAAGCAGGUGCAUCUCUGGGACACCAACUCCCAUCAGCCACUCUGGUCUAAAGCCAUCGAGGAUCCAUGCCGCUCAGUUGGGUUCCACCCCAGUGGAUCUGUUGUUGCCGUGGGCACCAUGACUGGAAGGUGGUUGGUGCUGGACACUGACACCAGGGACCUGGUCUCUAUGCACACUGACGGCAACGAGGUCAUUUCCAACGUCAAGUACUCUCCAGAUGGUAACUUCCUGGCUGUAGGUUCCCAUGACAACUUUGUUUACAUCUACGCGGUGACGGAGAAUGGCAGGAAGUACAGCCGUGUGGGAAAAUGCACUGGUCACUCCAGCUUUGUGACCCACCUGGACUGGUCCACUGACAGCCAGUUCCUGGUCACCAACUCAGGAGACUAUGAGAUCCUCUUCUGGGAGGCGUCCAGUGGGAAGCAUGUGACCAGCAUGGAAGCCGUGAGGAACCUGGAGUGGGCCACUUCCACCUGCGUUCUGGGUUUCAACGUCUUCGGGGUGUGGCCUGACGGAGCUGAUGGGACGGACCUGAAUGCCGUGUGCAGGUCACAUGACGGCGCUCUGCUGGCCUCGGCCGAUGACUUUGGCAAAGUGCAUUUGUUCUCCUACCCUUGUUCCCAGCCCCGGGCCCCGAGCCACGCCUACGGGGGCCACAGCAGUCACGUGACCAACGUUGCCUUUCUCCAUGACGACAGUCACCUGAUCUCCACCGGAGGCAAGGACACCAGCAUCCUGCAGUGGGUGGUCGCCUAGCAACCCUGCAUCAGCAGCCCUGCAUCAGCAUCCUGGCCGGCAGGGAGCAGCACUGCUGUUUCCACUAACGCCAACUGACCCUCUGGCAGUACUAUUGGUCUGCUGUCCCUUUACCUGCAGUGUCUUCUGAGACCACUAGAUGGCACCCUGACCCAAGAGAAUACUGGAAGCAUGCCCCAGACUGUUUAAUGAUAUGGCUAUUUAAACAGAGUUUAACUUAGCUGCUAUUUAUGUUGCAAAGGUUUAUAGAGGUAUAUAUUGUUUAACUGAAUGGCAAUUGUAUUGGUAAUUUAAUAUUCACUGUAAUGGAUAUAUCUAUUGUCGUGGCACUUUUUAUCACCUGGUAGCCCAUGUAGGAGUGAGCUUAAGUUGUGCUUUGCCUUGGUUUUGUUAAUAAAGUUUCUACCCCAAAC
Molecule: messenger RNA, 2945 nt
Organism: Osmerus eperlanus (European smelt)
Lineage: Eukaryota; Metazoa; Chordata; Actinopteri; Osmeriformes; Osmeridae
Gene: eml2
Product: EMAP like 2
Exons: 22
Coding region: 28-2532 (834 amino acids)
Biological process (GO): microtubule cytoskeleton organization
Cellular component (GO): mitotic spindle
Molecular function (GO): microtubule binding
Source: RefSeq, a predicted model, not a curated record